This is a messenger RNA of Anguilla anguilla (European eel), 588 nucleotides long. It is a transcript of the gene pacrg, whose product is annotated as PARK2 co-regulated. Lineage: Eukaryota; Metazoa; Chordata; Actinopteri; Anguilliformes; Anguillidae. The record is from RefSeq and is a predicted model, not a curated record. Gene Ontology annotation, molecular function: Hsp90 protein binding; Hsp70 protein binding. The transcript is spliced from 5 exons. Gene Ontology annotation, cellular component: cytosol; vesicle; neuron projection. Bases 157 to 588 code for a protein of 143 amino acids.
AGAACGCGUCUUCGAAGUAUAUCCUUAGCAACCUAACAUAGGCGCUGUAAUGUUGCGGUGUGAAUACCCAUGCUAGCGAACGUUAGCGACGUAGGAUAACUGUAGGUUAUAACUUUUUCUGUGUGCUUAGUAUUUUAUAUUGAUAUUGGUUCUCCCAUGAGCGCAAAAAUGAGAACUGUCAGCACACCUACUGGCAAGCGUCAGGAAAAAACUGAAGGCUUUACAGUCAAGUCGACCAUGAAGAACUCUGUGGUCACGGGCCCCCCCGUGGCGGGGGCGUUCCGGGAGCGGCCGUCCAAACCCACGGCGUUCCGCAAGUUCUACGAGCGCGGAGACUUCCCCAUCGCGCUGGAGCACGACACCAAGGGCAACCGCAUCGCCUGGAAGGGAGCAGCAUUGAGUGGCUCUGUCGGCGUUCGCUCCGUCGUGGCCGCCCCGCGCGGGCGGGUCAGCGAUUCCGCGGUCACCGUGGCGAUCGUGAUGGCGGUCAUCGUGGCGAUGGUGAUGGCGGUCACCGUGGCGAUCGUGAUGGCGGUCACCGUGGCGAUCAGGAGGCCCGCGGGCGUAAGGACGAAAGCACGCGAGUAA